AACCCGGACUCCGCUCCUCCAUCUGCUCCUCUUCCUCCUCCUCCUCCUCCUCCUCCUCCUCCUCCUCCUCCUCCUCCUCCUCCUCCUCCUCCUGCAGCGCGAGGCACGCUGCUCAGUUUCCUGUUGCGGGAUUACGCGGACCGUCUCCACCUGAAUCCCAGACCCGGUACCGGCGUCAGUGUCUUCACCGUGGCCGUCCUCGUCAUGCCAGGCCCGGGGAGGUGUUCCGGGCCGGUCCGGUACCUGGUGUCCGCCUGUCUGCUGGGGAUGCUGCUGCACCUGCCGGGGGCGCGAGGCUCCUACACCCCCCAGAGCGGCGAGUGUAAGGGCAAAGGCAAGGACUGCACAGACCUGUCGGAGAAGAAGAGUGACCUGAGGGUUUGUGACGACUCCACCUGUCGCUAUGGCGGCGUCUGCAGAGACGACGGCGCUCAGCUCAAAUGUGUCUGUCAGUUCCAGUGCCAUAAAAACUACAUCCCCGUGUGCGGAUCCAACGGAGACACGUACCAGAACGAGUGCUACCGGCGCCAGGCGUCCUGCAAACAGCAGAGGCUGAUCUCACGGGUGUCGGACGGGCCCUGCUCAGCUGAUCCUGGUUCCGGUUCAGGAGAUGGAGACGAUGACGAAGGUUCAGGAUCCGAUGUCGGGAAGAAGUUCACCAAAUGCAGCACAUGUAAAUAUGGAGCCGAGUGCGACGAGGACUCGGAGGAUGUCUGGUGCAUCUGUAACAUCGACUGCAGCGGACACAAUGAGAACCCGGUCUGCGCCACCGACGGGAACUCGUACAACAACCCGUGUCUGGUUCGAGAGGCAUCGUGUAUGAAACAGGAGCAGAUCGACGUCAAACACCUGGGCCGCUGUCCAGCUGAUAAAGAUAAAAUGGGCAAGAAAGACGACAACAGUCCCUUUAAAAUAAACCUAGAAACCACGGGUCUGGACCACGGUGACGGGUUCUACGCCGGGAUGCCCAUCCCCUGCGCCGACAGCUAUGCCGGCUUCUGCGUUCACGGCAAAUGUGAGAUCAAGUACAACAUGGCCACCUGCAGGUGCGAUGCAGGUUAUAAAGGCGCUCAGUGCGACGAGCCUCAGGACUUUAACAUCCUCUACGUGGUCCCCAGUGGACAGAAGCUGCACUACGUCCUCAUCGCCGCCAUCAUCGGCGCUGUGCAGAUCGCCAUCAUUGUCGCCGUGGUGAUGUGCAUCACAAGGAAAUGUCCAAAAAACAACAGGGGACGUCGGCAAAAACAAAACCUGGGACACUUUUCGUCAGACACUAACUCCAGGAUGGUAUAGCCGCGAUUGUCGGAUUGUUUUUGAUAAGUUUUUUUUUACGGCGUGGGAAUACCAUUUUUAAAAGUAUGGCAUUAUCUUCACUUUUUUUUCUCUCCUGGGAAACCGAAAAAAGAAGAAUGAGAAUAUUUAUUUAAGGGGCCUUAUUUCCGACUUUUUUCUUAAUUUUUUUGGGCAGUUUUGCUAUUUUUUUGGUGUUUUUUUUUUUUUGUUUCUUUUUUUAAUGGACAAAACCCCUGGAGCGUCCUCUUUAAGUCAUUCAAAGUCGGCGUCUUGUUGUUUUUCCAGUUUGUCGCAGGUUUCAUCGCGUUCUGAGCGAACGGAACGCCCCCGGUGGAAUGUGAUAUUUAUCGGAGGUUCUGGUUUCAGUUUCACUUUUCCUUAAUGAUGUGCAGCUGAUUCACCAAAUGCAGAUGGUUUUAGUGUUUUUGAAUCCGUCUGUUCACACCUUUUCUUUAAUAUGGAGUUUCCUGUAAAGACUCACUGUGUUCCGAAAAGCUAACGGUUUAAUUUAUUAUGAACAUUAUUUCUUUAAGCUAGUUUUUACGUCUUGUUUUUAACCUUGAUUUCAGAUGUUUUUGUUUGUUUGUUUGUUUUUCUGAAUCCUAGUUCCUGUAUAUUCGCAUGAUCUUGUGAAAACUGUGUACCGUGAUGUAGUUUUAACCUUUUAAAAGAAAAGCCAACGGAAUGACGCCUCCGUGUGGCGGGAAUGUGGGAGGUCGUACUCGUGAUUGGAGGACGAUGACGACGGGGCAGGAAUGAAAUCCACGUUAAAGGAAUGUAAAAUGUACGAAAAACAGUUUAACCCCUGAAGAACUUGUAGACUCGUAGGUGGGAAUGUUCGCUGAAAGGAACAAAACGACUGCACAACUUUAAUUCUGUUUCCACGUGAACAGAAGGACCUCGGCUUUUCUUUGAAUGUGAGGGACUUUUUUCUUGACUUUUGCUUUUCUUUGUCGGUUUUUAGUUUUGCUCCUCAGCGAGAAACCUUCGAAGCACAGAGGAUCCUUCGCUGAAAAACACACAUCGGUGGUCGGCGCUUCAGUUUUUGUCCACAAAUCCAUGGGAAAUAACAGUAAAACCUGAUCAAACUAAGCUAUCUAAGGCAAUAAUUUAGUGCCAAAAUUUGUGCGCAUUGAACCCUUUAUCUUUUA
Messenger RNA from Sphaeramia orbicularis (orbiculate cardinalfish), 2444 nucleotides. It is a transcript of the gene tmeff1a, whose product is annotated as transmembrane protein with EGF-like and two follistatin-like domains 1a. The transcript is spliced from 11 exons. Gene Ontology annotation, cellular component: plasma membrane. Gene Ontology annotation, molecular function: protein binding. The annotation marks the transcript as partial. The record is from RefSeq and is a predicted model, not a curated record. Lineage: Eukaryota; Metazoa; Chordata; Actinopteri; Kurtiformes; Apogonidae.